This is a messenger RNA of Coffea eugenioides, 1605 nucleotides long. RefSeq names its product putative late blight resistance protein homolog R1B-16. Bases 1 to 1605 code for a protein of 534 amino acids. Gene Ontology annotation, molecular function: ADP binding. The record is from RefSeq and is a predicted model, not a curated record. The transcript has a single exon. Gene Ontology annotation, biological process: defense response to other organism. Lineage: Eukaryota; Viridiplantae; Streptophyta; Magnoliopsida; Gentianales; Rubiaceae.
AUGGAGAUCGCCGAAAAGUGCAAGGGAUUGCCACUUGCAAUUGUUGUUGUAGCUGGAGUCCUAGCAACGAAAGAGCAUGAUAUUAUGGUUUGGAAAAAGUUUGCUGAAAGUUUAACUUCAACCGUGGUGUCUGGUACAGACCAGUGGAAGAAGUCAUUGGAGCUUAGCUAUGAGCAUUUACCAUAUCACUUGAAGGCAUGCUUGCUGUAUUUUGCUGCAUUUCGAGAAGAUGAAAAAAUUGGUGCCAAGAAGUUGAUGCGUCUAUGGAUUGCAGAAGGGUUUGUGGAAAAAAUUGAAGGAGAGAAAUUAGAGGACAUUGCAGAAGAAUAUCUGGUGGACCUAAUUGGCCGAAACCUAGUUAUGGUAGGUAAAAACAGAUCCAUUGGUGGAGUUAAAACUUGUUACAUUCACGAUUUGAUAUUUGAGUUCUGUAAGGGCAAGGCGAAAGAAAAGAAUUUCCUUCAGGUCCUGCGAGGAUAUGAUGAGCUUUCUACCUUUAAUGAGCCUCCCAACCUACCUCGGUUGGCCAUUUGCUCCAGUGGCGAAGAUUUUAUAAAGUCAAAGCCAUUUUGUCCACAUUUAGGUACUCUGCUAUUCUUCAAUGCUACUCCAAGAUAUUUUAAGUUUGACUUGUUUAAUAUCUCCUUCCUUUUUUGCAUCUACAAGCAUCUUAAAGUUUUGAAUUUAGAGGGCAUUAACCUAAGGCAGAAGAAGCUUCCAGCUGAAGUCGAAUCACAUCUUUGUUUGAGGUACUUAUCCCUUGCAUCUCGGAUCAUGGAAUUCACUCCACCAUCUAUAGCCAAGCUCUCACAUUUGGAAACCUUCCAUCUAGAUUCUUACCUGACGGUUUCAUUGCCAGAUAGCAUUUGGAACAUGAAGAAAUUGAGGCAUGUAUGUUUGAGGGGUGGCGUUGUUAUUGGUCUUUCUUCCAAUGACAAUGUCGCUGAAAACCUCUCCACUUUACCCAAUUUAGACACACUCUCUACUCUGUAUCUUUAUCAUGAUAAAGAGGGGGAGAACAUAUUGAGAAGGAUUCCCAACGUUCGCCGACUUCAAAUUUUCAAUCAUGGGGGACAAAAUAGAGUAUGCUGCAACAUGAGUCGACUAGUAUGCCUAGAAUCACUCACCUUAGAUGGCGAUUGCUUCUCAGGUUCGCUGGAACAUGUUGAGCUUUCUUUUCCCAUGAAUUUGAAGAAGUUGAGCCUUUCCAAUCUGGGUCUUCCCUGUGGAAAAAUGUCAUUGAUUGAACAACUACCCAACCUUGAAGUCCUCAAAUUAAGGCAACAGGCAAUGGACGGCCAAAGAUGGGAACUGAAGGAAGGAGGAUUCCCUAAACUCAAGGUCUUGACUUUGUCCAACUUAGACAUUGUGGAGUGGACAGAAGUAGACCCUGACAGUGAUGAUUACUUCCCGUGUCUUCAGCAAUUAAAACUCAGCUUAAUUUUUUAUUUGGAAAUGAUGCCUUCUCGUUUAAGAUUUAUUCCAACUCUUGAAACAAUUCAGGUGAAGGUUUGUGGAGAUGAUGUCGAAUCUUUAGUACGUGAAAUUGAAGAAGUACAGAAAAAUUUUGGAAAUGAGAAUCUGAAAAUCAUCAUCAUAGAUUGA